Messenger RNA from Anthonomus grandis grandis, 641 nucleotides. RefSeq lists its product as uncharacterized. The transcript is spliced from 2 exons. NCBI's taxonomy places the organism in Eukaryota, Metazoa, Arthropoda, Insecta, Coleoptera, Curculionidae. The record is from RefSeq and is a predicted model, not a curated record. The coding region runs from base 145 to 633 and encodes 162 amino acids.
GCUGUUAACCUCCGUUGUCUCGCCACAUUUUGUAGUUUGUUUCGAUUAUUUUAUUUGUCAUGUGUAACAUCUGUACCGAUUAGUCUUUUCGUGUUUGACCCGAUUUGUGUCGUGAAAUUAAUGAUGAUGGUGUAGAUUUGCAAAAUGGCUCAUCUCAAUCGCUCACCUUCCUCUUCUGAAGAUGAGGAUGAAGUUACUUUCCUUCUUCGUUUUAAACCUGCCCCCACACCUCCAACCAGACGUCGAAAGAACCUCCUCCCACCAACUGGUACUGCUAUUUCAACCCCCAAUGGUUGGGAUGUGGUGAUUGAGAAAAAAGAUAGUCCUAGUAGGUCGGUAUGCUCAAGUCCGGUGAGACAAAGAAGGAGUAGCGUUGAGGAGUGUCCUCCACCAGUUCCUCCUAGGUUCAAACCAUCUGCCCCUCCGCAGGAGGUGGAUGGGUAUUCCUGGUGGGGUCAAUAUCCUGGAGGGUUUCCUGGAAAUAGUUAUUAUAAUAUGGUACCUUAUGGGAUUGAUUUUGACAAAAUAAAUGGUAAUGCUGGUAAAAACGGUUGUCUGCUUGAUUUGGCUAACAAAAUAGUGGCAUGCAUUAUUUUACUAAUACAAUAUUUGAUAGGUAAAGUAUUAAAUUGACAAAAUAA